Drosophila navojoa is the source of this 1663-nucleotide messenger RNA. RefSeq names its product esterase-5B. The record is from RefSeq and is a predicted model, not a curated record. NCBI's taxonomy places the organism in Eukaryota, Metazoa, Arthropoda, Insecta, Diptera, Drosophilidae.
GUUUGGUGCAAAUCAUGAACAUUGUAGAAUACUUCCUCGUUCCACUGCUGAUCGGCUCAGUUGCCAAAGUCGCCACAGAUCCGCUGCUGGUAGAGCUGCUCAAUGGGAAGCUACGUGGCCGCGAUAACGAGGGUUAUUACAGCUACGAGUCGAUACCGUAUGCAGAGCCACCUCUUGGUCAGCUACGAUUCGAGCCACCCCAGCCAUACGCUCGCCGGUGGGACAGUGUAUUUAAUGCAACCACGCCUCCCGCCUACUGCAUGCAAUGGAGUCAGGCUGUCGAGGGUGCAGAUAAGCUAGUGGGCGUCGAGGACUGUCUAACUGUGAGCGUGUACAAGCCAAAGAACUCGAGCCGCAGUUCGUUUCCGGUUAUAGCGAACAUUCAUGGCGGCAUCUUCAUGUUUGGUGCACCCGUUGAGCAGAGUCACGAACCGAUUAUGGCCAGAGGCAAUAUGAUUGUGGUGACUAUUGCAUAUCGACUGGGUCCGAUGGGUUUCCUGAGCACAGGCGACGCCUCAUUGUCGGGAAACUUUGGACUCAAGGAUCAGCGCUUGGCGCUGCGCUGGAUCAAGCAAAACAUUGCUCGCUUUGGUGGAGAGCCAGAGAAUAUUCUAGUGCUUGGUCACUCAGCCGGCGGUGCUUCGGUACACCUACAGUUGCUGCAGGAGGACUUCAGCCAGUUGGCAAAGGUCGCUGUGUCACUCAGUGGAAAUGCCCUGGACCCCUGGGUGGUGCAGCAAGGAGCGCAUCGGCGCACCUUCGAAAUGGGACGCAUUGUGGGAUGCGGCCUGCUCGAAGACUCGCUGGAGCUGAAAAAGUGCCUACAGUCCAAGAAUGCCUCGGAGAUAGUCAGAGCUGUGCGUCGGUACUUCCUCGUCGACUAUGUGCCGGUUAAUCCGUUUGGGCCGGUAGUAGAGCCAGUCGAUGCUCCAGAGCCUUUUCUCACUCAGUAUCCCAUUGACAUCAUAAAGAGUGGAAAAUUUGCCCAAGUUCCAUGGCUCGUGUCUCAUACAAAGGAAGAUGGUGGCUACAACGCAGCUGCUCUCCUGAUUAAGCAGCCCAAUGGAAGGGAGCUGAUCCACCAACUCAAUAAUCGCUGGUACGAAUUAGCACCCCACUUCCUCUUCUAUCGCAACUCUAUGAAGACUAUUGACGAAAUGGACGACUACUCCCGCGAUCUGCGACAGCGGUACCUGGGCAAUCAGAAGUUCAGCGUGGAGAACUACCUGCUGGUACAGCGAUUAUUCACGGACAUGUUCUUCAUAAACGAAACUCUACGAACCAUAGAUCUGCAGCGGCAGCAUAGAGGGAGUCCCAUUUACUACUACGUCUACGAUAAUCCAGCUGAACGAGGCAUUGCACACCAAUUGUCCAGCCGGGAUGAUAUUCAUUUUGGCACAGUACAUGGGGAUGAUUACGCUCUGAUGUUCGACAAGACAAUUAGUCGACCCAGAGCUGAUAAGAAGAUCAUUUCCAAUCAUUUUCUAAGCAUGCUGGAGGGCUUUGCCUACAGUGACACUGGCGCUUUGACCUAUGACAAUUGCGAUUUUCCCAACAAUAUUGGCCAGAAGCAGCUGCACUAUGUUUUGAUUAGGAACAACAGCUGCGAGGCACUAGAAAUAACGCCGAUAUAGGCAAUUAUAUAACUGCGAUUCAUUGAAAA